Molecule: messenger RNA, 1754 nt
Organism: Apis dorsata (giant honeybee)
Lineage: Eukaryota; Metazoa; Arthropoda; Insecta; Hymenoptera; Apidae
Exons: 6
Coding region: 340-1668 (442 amino acids)
Biological process (GO): negative regulation of phosphatase activity
Molecular function (GO): phosphatase binding
Source: RefSeq, a predicted model, not a curated record
GAAUUCUUAUAUAUAUCAAUUUUUAUGAAUAUAAAAAUAAAUAUAAAGUCUAAAGAAAAUAAUUUUGAAUAAUUAUUAUCUUCUUUAUCUUUUUCUAAAUAUUUUAUAUAUUACAUUCAUAUAUAACAUCAUUCAUAAUAUUAAUCUUUUUUUAAAACUAUACUUAUAUUUAUAAAAGAAGAAAUACAUAUAUAUAUAUAUAUAUAUAUAUAUAUAUAUGCAAUUAAUAAUUAACUUAUGCAACACUGAAUAGUGAUUUGCUUUUUAAUUAAUUAAUUAACCUAUCUUUUUACUAAUUCAAUUAUUACGAAUAAAAUGUUAUUAUUCUAAUAUUUAAAAAUGGAAGAUAGAUACUUUGCAUGGGACGAAAUUUCUGAUGGAUUAAUUUUAAUAAGUACACAAAAGACCGAAGAUGAACACGUUAAAAAAAUUAAACAAAAAUCUGAUCCUGUUUACCAAUCAAAGGUGUAUUGUCCACAUGCAUACUUAAUUUUAAAUUUUCAAGAAACUUUAAGUCAACGUGAAAAAUUACGAUUUAGAAGAUAUUAUUUAAGAAAAGUAUCUCCAAGUGAACCAGACGUCAUUAUUUUACAAGAUAUAAAAGAUCUUGUAAUGUUUUUAUUGAUCAGUCCCAUAAGUCCUCAGUUUAUAAAUUUUUUCCAUUUACCAAUUGUUGAUCGUUUUUUGAGAGCUGCAAUACUUUAUUUUCAAUAUUAUGUGAUAAUAUGGGAAGAAUUAAUGAAGGAACGUGCAGCUACUAUAAAAAAAGCACCAAAUCCUUUGGCUCAGGGUUAUAGAUUUAGAUAUGCAGAAGAAAUGCAAAAUCUUCGUUGUGUCUUAGGUAGAGAAUAUGCUGAUUUAAUAAUAGGAUGUCAAGAUGUUAUUCAAUAUCAUCAUAUGACAGGUGGAAAAAAAGGAACAUCUUUGACACAAUCACAAGGAGAGAAAGAUUUACGAAUAUUUGAAGUAUUAAUUUGUAUGACACAUCGUAUUGUAUGGAUAGCUUUAGAACGCAAAUAUUUUAGUUUAAUUGAAAUAGAAUUGCAUAGAUUAUUUAGAACCGAAACAUAUAAUAUAGCAGAAAGACGUAGUAUAAGCCAUACUAUUCAGGAUAUGUUAUAUGAUGAUAUCAUAAUAUUGCAAGGUCAUAAAAUACAAGAAAAAAGAAAAUUACUAAGAAAUUCUCCUUUAAUACAAGAAUUAAUAUAUUCAGAUUAUGAUUAUCGUCUUCUAUCUUUGGGAAUAGAAGAAAAUUAUGAUGAUGAACGUAUUCUUUAUUUAAAAUAUGCUCUUAUUAUUGAAGAAGAUAAAUUACAUGAAUUAGGAAUAAAAGUAGGAAUUUUAGGAGAAAACAGAGCAAAUUAUGAUAUUACUUUAAUGCCCUUAGAAGAAAAAGAUGAAGAACAAGACAAAAUUCAAUUAUCUGAAAAAAAAAAAUAUGAAAAAAGUGUUAAAGAUAUAGAAAUACCGAUAAAAAUUCGAAGGCUUCCAUUAUUUCAAACUAAACCUGAUCUGACACGAGAUUUUUCAAUGAAAACUAUAGAUAUAUCACCAAAAGGCUAUAAAAUUGCUCGAGAAAGAGCAAGGAAGAAUUGGUUGAUGAGAGAAUUAAAACGUCAGAAACAUACUGAAUAUGAUACAUAUUCAGUAUCAACAAUAUUAGAAUGAUUACUUAAAAACAAAUUAAAAAUUAUAAGUAUAAAUAUUUAAAUCAAUAUCAAUGUCUUUUUCAUGUUUUUAUUUUAUUAGAGUUA